AUGCAUUCGAUGGUAAUCGAAAUAUUAUACCUCUUGCUUUGGGAUCGGGGAUUUGGAGACGGAUGCAUCAUGGCAUUGGGGAACAUGAAACGCACUUGCAAGUUGAAAAAGCGUGAUCCAAUACUUAUGCACUUUGAGCAGGCUGCGAAAUCUUAUUCCAUUGCUGAAUUUGAUUGUCAUUUUCGCAAGAUCAAGCGAAAGGAACAUGUUGCUCAAUAUCUUGAAGAGGCAGGGUUACAUAAGUGGUCUAGAGCUCACAUGGAUGGACGCCGCUACAAUGUAAUGACAACAAAUAUUGCGGAGUCAAUCAACUCAGUCCUUAGGUUUGCAAGGACGCUGCCAGUGGUUCAUUUGAUAGGGGAAAUUAUGAAUCUCCUUGUCAAAUGGUUCACCGAACGUCGUGAGUGGCUUUGA
Molecule: messenger RNA, 414 nt
Organism: Prunus armeniaca (apricot)
Lineage: Eukaryota; Viridiplantae; Streptophyta; Magnoliopsida; Rosales; Rosaceae
Source: the annotation of a GenBank genome assembly